GCGACGUCACUUUGUGAGUUGUCUUGUAUCACUACUGUUUUGGUUGUGUCAGGAUCACCGGUAGCCUCGAUAAAAUGGAGAAAACUGCAGAAAUGGAUAACUUAGAAAUGCGUCUCCAUGCGCUAGAGGGUCGUAUAUACGGCGAGAGAAGAAAUAAGAGUGGAAAAAAUGUCAAGUGUGCGGAGUCUCUGGCCAGGAUCCAAGCAGCUCUAACAAACACAGCCAACAAGAGAGAACGAGUGAAGAUCCUGCACAAGAAAAUUGAGGAUCUGCUGAAAUAUCUGGACUCUCAGUUCACCGACCACAUCACCGUACCUGAUGCCAUGAAGCUGGAGUUUAUCCUUGCUGAGGAGGAUUUCUUGCUUUCCCAGGCUGCCUUGCUGGAGCAGGUGAGCAGUCUGCAGCCACUGCUAGACAGCAACUACAUUAGAGAUGUUCCUGAACAUGCCACCAAGCUCCAGCGCCUGUCGCAGAUUCACAUCAAAGAGCAGGACCAAACAGAGGCUCAGUCCCUGGAGGUGAAGAAACUGUUUGAGGAAUACAACAAAAUGAUGUUCCUGCUGUCCAAGCAGUUCACCCAUUGGGAUGAGACACUGAGGAAGCUAGAGGAGGCCAAAGGCAUCCGGCCGGUGGAGUAACUCCUCUCAGACAGUGGUGAUGAUGAAGACGGUUCUGCAGCAGGAGCUUUAGACCAGACAGAUGUUCACGUGAAGCUUUGUCACCGUGUAAGUCCAUUUACGAAACAGGGCAUCGACUGACUGCUUAAUUUUCCCCAACGGUUUGUGGCUUCAGAACAUUUGUUGAUGUAAUUUCAAUUGUAACAGCCAAUUUCACCUCGAUAUCUUAACUGCCAUUAUUCACUGUUCUUCUUUUAAAACACCAGGAACCCAGAUAACAAACACUACAGCACCUGUUUUAAAGGAAUGUUUGAAGUUUAAAGUGACUCACAUAUCCUGUAAAACUGAUUUUUUUGCAUCAUUGAAGGGAAAUAUCCAACAAGAUAUUUCUUUAUCUAGUUAUCUGACCCAUUAACAUAAGAACUGAGAAAAUUGUCUCUUAUUUGAUGCCGUGUUUGUAGGUAUAACUGAGUCUCUUGGCAGUAAAACAGAAAAUAAAGAGCAGAGGAGGUGUGAAAUGUAAAGGCUCUCCUCUACUGUCUGCAGAUUCUCCCAUCAUGUGACAUGUGGUUCAAACAUCUGAGAGAAACUACUCUAUUUAUUUCCAGACAGUGCUUUUUAUGUUGCAGAUUUACUUGACCAUAAACUGGUCUGUUGUCCUGCCCUAUCUACACCCAGCUUCAAAACCCUGGCAAGAUUAAUUUUACAAACAUUCUCUUAAUAUUGUUUUGUAAUGUGUUAUCACAUGUGUUAAAAAGCUUGACUGUUGUUCAUGUAAUAAAUAUUAUUGCAUCUUGGACCA
Molecule: messenger RNA, 1419 nt
Organism: Sphaeramia orbicularis (orbiculate cardinalfish)
Lineage: Eukaryota; Metazoa; Chordata; Actinopteri; Kurtiformes; Apogonidae
Gene: dctn3
Product: dynactin 3 (p22)
Exons: 7
Coding region: 75-638 (187 amino acids)
Biological process (GO): cytoskeleton-dependent cytokinesis
Cellular component (GO): dynactin complex
Source: RefSeq, a predicted model, not a curated record